UUUCCUUCCGGCGUGCGAGCAGCGUGCGCGUGCGAGCGAAAGCGAGAGAAAACAAGAGGGGGCUUCCUUUGCAUGUGAGGCGAGAGAGGAGGGGGGCCAUGUCGAUCGCACUGAAGAGCGGACCCGGGCUAGGCGGUGGCGGCGGCGGGGCCCGGUUCGGCCGUGUCGGCCGCUGCGGCGCCUACGUGGCCUCGCCGCCGUCGUCGGCGGGGCGCGGCGGCUCGUCGUCGCUGGGGGCGCGGGACAGUGACAGCCCGGCGGCGGCGGCGCAGUGGGAGUGGGACGGGGAGGAGGUCGAGGGCGGCGACGGCGAGGUGCAGAGCUCGUACAAGGGGCCAUUCGACACCAUGGACGCGCUCCAGGAGGCCCUGCCCUACAGGAAACAAGUAUCCAAGUUCUACAAUGGCAAGUCCGGAUCUUUCCCAAAGCCUCCAGAUGCUAUGAUUGCAUCUCCUCCACUAAAGGGCCUUCCAAAGCCAGGCACCCCAUCUCCUCCACUAAAGGGCCUUCCAAAGGCAGACACUCCAUCUCCUAGGAAGCGCAAAGGUCUUCUUCCAUUCAGUUUCAAGUGGGGCAAAGCACAGAACAAAGAAGUAUUCCCUGAAGAUGACGUCGUGGACAGCCCCUCGACUUGCAGGAGGAUGACACUGUCUCCGGCCGCCACAAGCAGCUCUGGGAGCAACAGUGGCAGUGAUGAUGAAGCUCAGAAGCUGCCUCCCCGUCGCCCACACAGAAGGCCUGGCAACGCCACGGGCGUCUUUGCCUCCCCGCCCGCACCUCGUCCACCGAAGCUGUUCCCUGCCCACAUGAGAUCUCAGUCGAUGCGCGAUCUGCAGGAUGAGACGGACUCAACGGUCAUGGUCUCUCCCAGGGACAAGCGUAGGAAGAACUAGCAAAUACCUGGACCUGGGCGCUCUGUCAUCCCUCCAAGCACUGCAUCCAUUUUAGACUGCGAAAUCCAGUGGCCGGCAAUGCCCCACAUGAUUGCGAUGCUUUUUUUGUGAGGUCGAAUGGACCCGUGUCUAUAGGGCUGGAAACUUUCCUUAUACCUAGUGCUCAAUACAUACAAAUGAAACUGAGAAAUCGAGUAAUCAGUGGACUUUCAUGCAUUGGUUGCUGUUUUGACUUGUAAAUGCUGGAUCCUGCUCUUGUUCACAAAUUCAAUCAUGUUGCCGGCAGAGUAUCUGUAUAUAUGCCAGGAUGUGGGUUUUCUCUUGUUGAACAAGCCAGUACCAGGAUAUUGCAAUGUCAGGAAUGUAAAAUAGUACUGCCAGUACCAGUUUGUAUAUAGUGUCCAGUGUUUAGGUUCAAGCCUGUCAGUGGUUCGUUGAAAAUGCUAUUGUAGUAUGCUUAUGUAUUGACACCUAAACCAACAUGCUACAUGACAGGAUCACGCUUUCCCAGAAUUACUAA
Messenger RNA from Brachypodium distachyon (stiff brome), 1413 nucleotides. RefSeq lists its product as uncharacterized. The record is from RefSeq and is a predicted model, not a curated record. Lineage: Eukaryota; Viridiplantae; Streptophyta; Magnoliopsida; Poales; Poaceae. Bases 99 to 893 code for a protein of 264 amino acids. The transcript is spliced from 2 exons.